AUGUGGUCAGAUCCAGAAGACAUCAACAACUGGGCCGUUAGCCCGCGCGGUGCAGGAUGGCUAUUCGGAGGUGGCGUGACGGCAGAGUUCAACCACGUCAAUGGCCUUUCGCUUAUAGCGCGCGCACACCAACUCAUUCAAGAGGGCUACAAGUACAUGUUUGACGAGGCGCUCGUCACCGUCUGGAGCGCGCCCAACUACUGCUACCGUUGUGGCAACAUGGCGUCGAUAUUGACGAUCAAGGAGGAUGGCGAGAAGAUCUUCACGGAAUACGGUGCUGCGGAGGAGAACGAACGGGAUAAGGGGAUGCAGACGCGGAAGAUGGCUAUGCCUUAUUUUGUCUGA
Molecule: messenger RNA, 345 nt
Organism: Coniophora puteana RWD-64-598 SS2
Lineage: Eukaryota; Fungi; Basidiomycota; Agaricomycetes; Boletales; Coniophoraceae
Product: Metallo-dependent phosphatase
Exons: 3
Coding region: 1-345 (114 amino acids)
Biological process (GO): G1/S transition of mitotic cell cycle; peptidyl-serine dephosphorylation
Cellular component (GO): cytoplasm
Molecular function (GO): protein serine/threonine phosphatase activity
Source: RefSeq, a predicted model, not a curated record